Messenger RNA from Pecten maximus, 2323 nucleotides. RefSeq names its product amiloride-sensitive sodium channel subunit beta-like. Bases 78 to 1865 code for a protein of 595 amino acids. Gene Ontology annotation, cellular component: membrane. The transcript is spliced from 13 exons. Gene Ontology annotation, molecular function: ligand-gated sodium channel activity. The record is from RefSeq and is a predicted model, not a curated record. Gene Ontology annotation, biological process: sodium ion transmembrane transport. Lineage: Eukaryota; Metazoa; Mollusca; Bivalvia; Pectinida; Pectinidae.
AGAAUCACGGGAGUGUUAGAUGAAAACUAGACGUGAUCUAUACCUGAGGAGUGACAGGUACAGCAAGAACAAAACAGAUGAGGGUAAAGAAAAAUGUAACCGAUAUGUUCACCAAACUCCAACCCGCAGACACCAUGAGGAUACACAACAUCAAAGUGUCUCCCCGUCCUAGUAGGAAGAGGAGCUUGUCGGAUACCUUGAGGUCCAUCAAAACCAUAAAUGAAGCUGUUACUAAUGUAAAGAAGAAAGAGCCCGGCGACAAUGAGGAAAAUAUUAGAACUGUUAUUAGAUCUAUUGGAGAAACAUCGUCAGUCCAUGGUGUUAGUCGUGUGUUCAGUGGAAGCACACGGCGGCGCACAAUCUGGUUAUUGUUGAUCCUCACCUUUUCUGGAUACUUUGUGUACCAACUUCACGGUAUCUUAACACAUUACUACUCAUAUCCAAUCAAGACGAGUUUAAACAUGGAGACACGCCCUCUCCUGCUCCCAUCUAUAACCAUAUGCAACACCAACACUGUAAGGAUGUCUCAAAUCCGGGAGUCAGGGACAAAGAUAAUGAAGAAAUUGAUGGAAAUUGAGCGGCCAGGUCUAUUUAAGAACGGCACAUCCGGUUUGGAAUAUGGACGCGAGACAUUCCAGGACUUACUCAGCAGCAUGAGCAAUAUAAGCGAUACUGUGUACGACACUGCCUCAUUUCAGAUCAGUGAUUCUGAUGUAGGACAUGCUGAUGACGAUCAUCUUGGCGUAAUGGGAGGAAACGAGGCACCCGAAGAGCUUGAUGAUUUCUAUAUUCUCAAUGAGAAACUUAAACAGGAAUACGAAUCUUUGACCAGGGAGGAACGAAUAAACAUGGGUCAUGAAAUAGACAAGAUGCUACUCCACUGUACCUUCGCCGGACGUGCCUGUAAAUGGCCAAAGCGCAGACACGUGUCCAAUGAAUAUGGUAACUGUUACACGUUUGAGUCACCGUCGUAUGUCGCCACGAGGAGCGGACCAGAGUUCGGUUUCCAGAUGACCCUCAAUUUAGAGACCCAUGAAGCAAUUCCUCACCUUACACGUGGUUAUGGCGCGCGACUUGUCACCCACCAAUACGGAAGUUUACCUUUUCCGGCGGAAGAAGGGGUAACUUUGUCGUCUGCAUACGAAACUUCCAUUGGUCUUCGGAUGACCAAAAUAAGUCGUCUGGGACAACCACAUGGUUCAUGUGCUAUACCAACGGAUUACUUUGGGAAGAGAAAGGACGGAAACACGUCAUUCAGUAUACGGUACAGCAAUCAGGCAUGUAUGGUAAACUGCAAAGAGGAUGCGAUAGAACGGGUGUGUAAUUGCUUCGAGAGUAGCAUCAAGAAUGAGAUAAAUACGGGGUAUUUCCGCCGAUCUGAACAGCUACAACACUGCGCACAGUCUGUCGAAGAUUUUGGCUGCGCUACGGCUGUAACGAAAGACUUUCUCACUGGAACCAGAAGAUGUUUCUGCCCUAACGCAUGCAAUGAGACGGUUUAUUCUCGAUCCUUUUCUGGACGUCUCUGGCCAAGCCACGAAUAUUUGGAAGACCUGAUGAAACUUGCAUGCAGUAAAUAUGACCUACCACAUAAGAGCUGUCCUCUUCGAAACCUAAACCCGGACCAAAUGAGAAUGAACUUCCUGAAGAUCAAUAUUUACUACGAAGACCUCAACUUCGAGUUUUUGUCCGAAGAACCAGAGUAUGAGCUGAUGAACCUCUUGUCCGAUAUUGGAGGAUCACUAGGCUUAUUCCUUGGAGCGUCUGUACUGAGCUUAGGCGAAAUCAUUGAAAUACUCGUUGAAUUGAUUUACUUCAUUCUCAAGAAAAGCCGUAAUCAGCUAACUGGUGAAAGCAAGGAUUGAUGCAUCAGGAAUUCUCUGAAAAAUAAAGGAACCUAUGUCCAUGUUUGCAUGAAAUAGCGAAAACAGGAUAAAUGACAGAUAUAUCGCUUUAUGUUACCGAACUGCUAGAUUAUGAUACCGUAAGUAUACGUGGACCAAUUUAGUACAUGCAAUAACAUAAUUUGGAUCAACCGAUGUUUUAUUAGUUAUUUUAAAGAACUGUUUUGAACCUAAAAUCUGCACAAUAACUAUGUAUGUGCCUUGGUAUUUCAUAUUCGCUUGAUUUGAUUCCUUUUUACAACCUUCGCAUCCCGAUAUUGUACUAAUAACAUUGCAAGUAUGCUAUCUGGCUGCCUGAACUCUAUAUUCGUUUCCAUGAAUUUUGACAUGACUAUAGAAACACAUGAAAUCAUCACGUUAAGUAUUCCACACAGGAGCUGUUGUAGAGGAUUGCUUCAUAAAUAAAUUGUAAGAUUAUA